Molecule: messenger RNA, 1695 nt
Organism: Aspergillus ibericus CBS 121593
Lineage: Eukaryota; Fungi; Ascomycota; Eurotiomycetes; Eurotiales; Aspergillaceae
Product: S-adenosyl-L-methionine-dependent methyltransferase
Exons: 5
Coding region: 1-1695 (564 amino acids)
Molecular function (GO): O-methyltransferase activity
Source: RefSeq, a predicted model, not a curated record
AUGCCUGGGACAUUGAGAGUGACUGCUCUGUACGACGCAGCUGCGCGGCUAAUAGGAUGCCCGCCGACCGGCCUGGGCCCCUCGAAAUACGAGUUGCGUCUUGCAUGGGAGGAGGUGGACGCAAGGGGGCCCUGCCCGAGUCUUAUCAACGCGGCCAGCUCAGAUGAGGGUCAGACAGCUCAUCUUACACUCGGCGAGUUCUGGAUACAUCCCGGCAGUCAGGACAGUUUCGAAUUCUGCGACACCCGGCUGACUACCCUCGUGCGAGUGCAAUGGGCCUCACCCUGGUGGGAUACCAACCAGGAGUUUUCCAUGAUGACGGGGACCACGGUGGGUCUAUCCGCCCAACUCGAGCGAUAUGCGAGUCAGGCAUCAUCCAGCGCUUGCGCCAUCGCGACACACCUCCGAUCCCUUGAGCGGGAACCGGAGAUCAUGGGUGGCAAUGCAAUGGCAGCGCCAGGGAUAGCCACGGCGCAGCUGAAGCUGGCCGAAGCCGCGUUUGAGCUGCUCAAUCUCAGCCGAGAUCCCGGCGAUAUCCUGACCCAUCUGACUGCCGAUCUGCAACUCAUCUGCGCCGUGCGAUGGCUGUGCCACUUCAACAUUCCAUCCCUGAUCCCGGAGGAUGGCAGCCCCAUCACGUACCCGGCACUGGCCAGGGCCGCCCAGGUGCCCGAACCGCUCCUCCGCAGCACCCUCCGCCUAGCCAUGACCAGUCGCCUGUUCCAGGAGCCAGGGCCGAGUCCAGAUCUGGUCGCGCACAGCCCUGUCUCCCGAUGGUUGGCCAGCCACCCCGGGCUCGCCCAUUGGGGGCGGUACUUUGCCCACACGGUCAUCCCCACGGCGGUCCGCCAUGUGGAUGCCACCGACACCUGGCCCGGCAGCCAGAAGCUCCAUGAAACCGCGCACAACCUGGCCUUUAACCACGAGGGGUCCUUCUUUGAGUACAUCUCCCACGAUGGGGCGCUGACGGUCGAGUUCUCGAGCUCGAUGAACGCGCUGUCGGGGACCAGCGCCUUCAGCCAUGCUCACACGGCCAGGAGCUAUGACUGGGCCUCGCUGGGCCACGGGUUGGUGGUCGACAUGGGCGGCUCGACGGGCCAUGUCAGCGUCGCGCUGGCCGAAGUGUUCCCCCAUCUCCAGUUCCUCGUGCAGGACCUCCCCGAGGUCAUUGCGGACAGUGUCCCGCGGUUCUCGGAGCGGACGCUGCCUCUGGCCAUCCACUCGCGGAUCCGGUUCGAAGGCCACUCGUUCUUCACCCCGCAGCGGGUUCAGGGGGCAUCCGUGUACUUGCUGCGGCACAUCCUCCACGACUGGCCGGACCGUGAGGCCGUUCUCAUUCUCCGGAAUAUUGUCCCCGCCUUAGGCCCAGAGAGCCGGAUCCUCAUCUCCGAUAUUGUCCUGCCCCCGCCGGGGUCGAUUCCCAGCACGGAGGAGCGGGUGAUGCGUUGCAACGACCUGCUUCUCCACCAGUUCACCAACACCCUGGAGAGAACGCUGGAGGAUUGGGAGGCUCUCGUCACACAGGCCAGUGAUCGGUUGCGGAUUCGGCGGGUCUCGAGAGAUCCCGGAAGUAUCCUGUCCCUGAACGGCGACGCUACCGGGUUUGGAUUCUGGACCGGUCCAUCUGCACACACCGGGCAGUCAAUCUGGCUCAAACUCUCGAUCCGCAUAUUCAUCGCGUCGAAUAAAGCAUAA